This is a messenger RNA of Telopea speciosissima, 2224 nucleotides long. Its product is annotated as probable rhamnogalacturonate lyase B. Lineage: Eukaryota; Viridiplantae; Streptophyta; Magnoliopsida; Proteales; Proteaceae. Gene Ontology annotation, biological process: carbohydrate metabolic process. The transcript is spliced from 17 exons. The coding region runs from base 31 to 2160 and encodes 709 amino acids. Gene Ontology annotation, molecular function: carbohydrate binding; catalytic activity. The record is from RefSeq and is a predicted model, not a curated record.
GCUAACAAAGUACAAUUAACUCGUUCAUAGAUGCAGAAGAAGAAAGAAGGAAAAGUAAGUGGAAGCCGCAUUUGCAAGGUUAUCCACAUGAAGAAGGUGUCUUGGAGGCAAAACUUCUUCCUUUGUUUGGGAUUGCUUGUUCAACUGUUCCUGCUGGUUGAUUGUACUAAAAAAUCAGAACUGAGAAGGUCCAUUCCUAAAAGCAGCAAUGGCGAAGAACCUCCGUCGUCUUCUCAGCUGCGAUUAUUGAUACAAGAUCGAUAUGUAGUGAUGGACAAUGGUCUCCUCCAAGUGACCUUAUCUAACCCACAAGGAAGUGUUACUAACAUAAGCUACAAUGGCACUAAUAAUUUACUGGAGUAUCGCAACGAAGAAGAUAAUAGAGGCUAUUGGGAUCUUGUGUGGAAUCCGGCUAACUCUUCUGGCAAAGGAACCUUCAAUAAGAUACUGGGGACAAGUUUCAAAGUUAUAAUGGAAGAUGAAAAUCAAAUUGAGCUUUCAUUCACAACAACUUGGGAUUACUCUGUUGGAGACAAAUCUGUUCCCUUAAAUAUAGACAAAAGGUUUGUGAUGCUGCAAGCUAGCUCUGGUUUCUACUCAUAUGCGAUUUACAAGCAUCUAGAAGGAUGGCCCGAUUUUAACAUGGAAGAAACCAGAAUUGCUUUCAAACUCAGGAAAGACUGGUUUCACUACAUGGCCAUAUCGGACCACAGGCAACGGAUCAUGCCCAUGCCGGAAGACAGGGCGACCGGUCAACCCUUAGCUUACCCGGAAGCGGUUAUCUUGACCAAUCCAACCAAUCCCGAACUCAAGGGAGAGGUGGAUGACAAGUACCAGUAUUCAUGUGAAAAUCAAGAGAGUAGGGUCCAUGGUUGGAUCAGCUUCGACCCUCCCAUUGGAUUCUGGAUGAUCAAUCCCAGCGACGAGUUCCGUACAGGUGGGCCUGUUAAGCAGGACCUUACCUCCCAUGUGGGCCCUACAACUCUCUCGAUGUUUAUUAGUCUUCACUACGCUGGGGAGGAUCUAUCAAUGAAGGUACGAGAUCGAGAGCAUUGGAAAAAGGUUUUUGGCCCUGUUUACAUUUAUCUAAACUCAGCCUUUGAUGACGAGCAUGUCCUUUCACUUUGGGAUGAUGCAAAAAAUCAGAUGUUGACAGAAGUACAAAACUGGCCAUACAGUUUCCCAGCUUCUGAUGACUUCCUUUCUUACGAUCAACGCGGUAUUGUUACUGGUCAAUUAUUUAUCCGAGACAGGUUCGUUGAAGAAGAAGAUAUCCCUGCCGACUCUGCUUACUUGGGGUUGGCUCCACCUGGAGAUGCUGGAUCUUGGCAAACAGAACACAAGGGUUACCAGUUUUGGACUAGAGCUGAUUCUGAUGGAUCUUUCUUAAUAAAUGAUGUUCGGCCUGGAGAUUAUAAUCUUUACGGAUGGAUGCCUGGUUUUAUAGGAGAUUACAAAUAUGAUGUUAAUAUUACCAUCAACCCAGGAUCCAACUUAAGUCUGGGUCAUAUCAUAUAUGAACCACCAAGACAUGGUCCAACCUUGUGGGAGAUAGGAAUUCCUGAUCGUUCUGCGGCCGAAUUUUAUGUGCCUGACCCUAAACCAGAAUAUAUAAAUAGACUUUACCUCAGUAAUCCAACCAGCAAUGAUAAAGUUGCAGCACCUGUUGAUAAAUUUAGGCAAUAUGGACUGUGGGAAAGGUAUGCAGAAUUGUAUCCUCUUCAAGACCUCGUGUAUACUGUGGGUCUGAGUGACUACAGCAAGGACUGGUUCUUCGCACAUUUUAACAGGAACAUUGGUAACAACACGUUCCAAUCAACCACAUGGAGGAUUAUAUUCCAGCUUGACAACAUGGACAGAAACCUAAACAAAACUUAUAUGUUGCAGUUAGCACUCGCUUCAGCUUCAAAUUGUGAACUGCAGGUUCGGUUCAACAUUCCUGAUGUGGAUCCCCCACACUUCACAACUAAGCUGAUAGGGAGAGACAAUGCAAUCGCAAGACAUGGAAUCCAUGGACUAUAUUGGCUUUACAACAUUGAGAUACAGAGUGAUUGGCUUGUCAUUGGAGAAAAUGUAAUCUUCUUGACUCAAUCAAGACAUUUAAGCCCUUUUCAAGGAGUCAUGUAUGAUUAUAUACGAUUGGAAGGGCCCUCUAGCUAGCUAGUUCCAGUACUUAAAACAGAUGUUGGUCAUAUAUUCAUCUGUAUAGUCUUCCACAUCCCCC